Molecule: messenger RNA, 5623 nt
Organism: Leptopilina heterotoma
Lineage: Eukaryota; Metazoa; Arthropoda; Insecta; Hymenoptera; Figitidae
Gene: Taf4
Product: transcription initiation factor TFIID subunit 4
Exons: 10
Coding region: 695-3595 (966 amino acids)
Biological process (GO): transcription initiation at RNA polymerase II promoter; DNA-templated transcription
Cellular component (GO): transcription factor TFIID complex
Molecular function (GO): RNA polymerase II general transcription initiation factor activity; protein heterodimerization activity; DNA binding
Source: RefSeq, a predicted model, not a curated record
UGUCAAAGUGAAAACUACAAAGUCAACAUUCAACAUAAACACAUUAUCAACGAUCAGUGUGAGGAUAUUUCUCGAGUUUUUUAAUUUUUCUAUAAAAAACAGUGAGAAAUAACUUUUGCCUCGUAAAAAUUGAAUUCUAAAUUGAAAAUAAAGUCAAGUUUAAUAGUGUUUAGUUCCAUUUUAGGACGCGCGUCAUUUGGAGUGAGAAAUAGCGUUCCUUUUUGAAGUUUAUUCGACCUUUUUUGGAAAAUAGUGAAACGAAUGUUGAUUUGAAUAGCUCGACGAUGAUAUUAAUAGUGAAUUUUCGAAUUGGAGCAAUAAUUGAUGGUGAUGGAAUGAUUUUCGAGGCUGCCCAUUUUGGCGGGUGACGUGUUGUUUCUGUUUUUGAUCGACUAUAGUCGUCGACGACGACGAUAACGACGUUGUCGUGGGGAGGGGCGGGCGGCCUUCGCGGUUGGAAAGCACGCGCCGUGAAAGAAGAACACGUGGUGUGUGACACAGGGCAAGGAUACCUAGUUGUCAACUAUUCCCGACGAUGUUUCAAUGGUGCAUAUAUGUGAUCCUUGAAGGCGCCUGUCCAGUAAAUAUGAGAUCCUCCGUGGUCAGUUUUCAGCGUUAGGGGGGCAAUGCACUGUGGGAAGUAUUUGCGACACGCGCAUGCGCAUUUCAGUUUACAGUUGGAGUUUGGAAGAAAAUGGCGUCAGCUAAGUUUCUGGAGGAAGCUCUCAGCACGGACGUCGACGAAUCCGCAGUAAACGCAAUUGUGGGUUCACUCGAGACGCAGUUAGUGACGUCGACGCCAACGGUUGCCGUUCAUCAGCCAACUUCCGUCGCGAUCAGUCAACAAAAUCACCAGGUGAACUCAACUAUUUCAAACGGGGGCACUAUCUCCGCUGUCGUACAGACACAGAAACAUGGGGUUGCCAACGGCGGCAGUCAGACCUCCGUUAACAGUCUGAUGACUCAGGAGGUUCCAAAAUCCAUCACGACGAGUACUCUACUCCCGGUAAAUGUCGUCACGACAAAUGCUGUCGCGCCACAAGUUACCGCACAGCAGCAGCAACAACAACAGCAACAUCUCCAACAGCAAAAUCAGUCCACAGUUGCAGCCACGUAUAUCAACCAGGUAACCUCAAAUCAAACAGUUCCUGCUCUUACCAAGACACAUGAACAAGUGAAAAUCAUUUACUCGGGUGCGGGACAAGUUAUCGCGACAACCGGAGUUGUUAACGCUAAUAAUAAAAUUACCUUCCCUGCCCAAAAUGUUGGGCAACUAGCAAACGGUACACUAGGUGUUACGACACAGACGGUCCUGCAGACGGCGAAUGUUGUCACAAAUACCGGCACAGUGGUUCAAGCUAAUACUCAGGGUGUUAAUGUGAAUAAACCAACAGGUACUGCUUUAGUGAUAAAGAGUAGUGCAACACCAGGUGGUAUGGUUUCCGUCCCGUUGUCAGUUCCCGUCUCUGUUGGUGGCAACGCUGUUAAUACGACUCUCCAAAGUAAAGCGGGAGUCACGUCGACAAUUGUUCCAAGUAAUAUGCAGAUUCUCAACAUGAAUACAAUAAGGCAAGGAACUCCUGUUGCGGGUCAGCAAGGUGGUAAACAAGUUGCACCAAGACUUGUCAUCGGUCAACCAAUGGUUGGAGCCAGACCUGGUGCUCCAAUAACGUUGCAAGCAUUCCAUGGUCUUCAGAUACAGGGGAAUUUAAUAGUAAAAACGGAGAAUGGACAAUAUCAAUGUAUAAGAGUGGCAGCUCCAGCAGCCGCUGCACCAGGAGGCACAGCUGUUACUCAAAAUAAUAUAGGAGGAAAUACGAUGGUUGCGACACCAACUGGAGGCACGACUUAUCGUCUCGCGUCUGUGCCGGUUGUAAGUAGGCUGAACACUCAGUUCACUGGCCCGCCACUCGCCACCCUAAGAAAACCCAUUCAGACGGCACAAGCAAGUGUGACUUCUGUUACUGCAAAUGCAACUGUUACUCAAUCGGCUCCGACCACUGUUCCUGUUACUACACCGAAUGCUAAUGUUACAUCAGUCCAAACAGGACAAACUCCUGCACAGCGUCAGACCACAGAUAAUACCAAAGAAAAGUGCCGUAAAUUUUUAGCAAACUUAUUAGAGUUGUCUAGUCGAGAACCUAAACAAGUGGAACGAAAUGUUCGGACGUUGAUUCAAGAAUUAAUUGAUACUAAAGUUGAACCCGAGACGUUUUGUGAUAGACUUGAAAAAUUGUUAAACGCAUCUCCUCAACCAUGUUUAAUCGGUUUCCUCAAGAAAAGUCUGCCUCUUCUUCGGCAGUCCCUCGUCACGAAGGAACUUGUCAUAGAUGGAAUAAGACCACCUCCUGCAAAUGUUGUUUUCUGUAUAGCUUCCGCAUCUCCCGCUACUGUACAACCUCAGUUAAGGAAUACUUUAGCCGUCUUUCCCGUACCAGUGGGGGCGGUUGCUACUGCGGGGACUCCGAUUCCCUCUGCGACUGCUGCCGCGACAACGCAAGUCAGGGUGAUGACACCUCAAAAUACUGUAACAACUGCCGUUCCAAGAGGAGUUCAACACGUCCAGCAAAGGCUGAUUCGACCAAUUACAACGGUGGCUCGUACCCAAGCAACCGCUAUUAGAUCGGCAAUGGCUGUUAGUACAAUUCGACCAUCGGCAACGGUUGUUCAGAAAACAGCAACGACAACUGUUCUCAAAACAAUCACUGCUGCCGCUCAGGGAAAAGCAGUUAAUGCGACUACUACGCUCAACAAACAAGUUGUAGUGCCUUCAGUUCAAUCAAAACCGACAAUUAAAGAAAAAGAGAAGAAAACAUUUUCCUCAGCUGGUUAUACGGGAGAUGAUGAUAUAAAUGAUGUCGCGGCAAUGGGAGGUGUCAAUCUUGCUGAGGAAUCUCAAAGAAUCCUUGGCUCCACGGAAUUUGUCGGGACUCAAAUUAGAUCUUGUAAAGAUGAAGCCUUUUUACAUUUAUCACCCCUACAGCAAAGAAUAAAACAAAUAGUGUUAAAAUACGGUUUAGAGGAACCAAAUCAAGAAGUAGCAACCUUAAUUUCUCACGCUGUACAAGAAAGGUUAAAAAAUUUAGUCGAAAAACUUGCAAUCAUAGGUGAACAUAGGGUAGACCUUAAUAAAAUGGAUCCUAGGUACGAAAUUUCACAAGAUGUGAGAGGGCAGCUUAAGUUUUUAGAAGAUUUAGACAGGGUAGAACGUAAGAGGCAUGAAGAGCACGAAAGAGAAAUGCUUCUGCGAGCUGCAAAAAGUCGCGCGAAAACUGAAGAUCCCGAGCAAGCUAAAUUAAAAGCGAAAGCGAAGGAGAUGCAACGAGCAGAAAUGGAAGAGUUGAGGCAACGUGAAGCAAAUUUAACAGCCUUACAAGCCAUAGGACCACGAAAAAAACCGAAACUCGAUACAGGCGGUGCAACAGCGUCGCCUGGCAAUGUUUCCGGUUUAAAUGCAGCAUCUUCAGGUGUAAAUCGACAACUACCAAUGAGACCGAGGGUAAAAAGGGUAAAUAUAAGAGAUAUGUUGUUUCUAUUGGAACAGGAAAAAGAUACGUGUCGAAGUACAACACUUUAUAAAUCGUAUCUAAAGUGAUGUUCUGCAAUGGGCAGGAACUCAAGUGACCCGCCCAUAAAAAGGCGAAUUACUUGUAUGGUCUUGUGUGAGCUGGUCUCAAUAGAUCUCAAAUUUCUUGACGCGCUAUUGGCACCUUUAAAAGUGCCUAAUAAAUUGCGUGCAAUUGAAGCUCGAUGCCAAUUGGCCUGGAGUUGUGUACACAUUUUUUUUCCAACAAACGUUAUUUGAAUGAAAAAAAAAAAACAAUAACAAAAAUGAAAAAAAACAAAAGCGUCGAUACUAAGCUUCCCUAACUAUUGUAAAUGACUGAAGUUUUUUAAGAUUGUAAUAUACAAGAAAUGUAAUAAAUUGUUCUUUAUUUUUUAACUCGAGAUCAUGUCUGUAUAAAGAGAGAAAAAGAGAGAGAAAGAGAGAUUGAUGUGUAUGAGCACAUCGUUAAUUUUUCUCUAAGGACAACAAAUUCCGUUGUUCAUUUAUCUAAAAGAGGUUGUAUUGCGCGCGAAUGUUUCCCAAAAAAAAUAAUAAUUAAUAACGAAUAAAUGAAUUGAACGGGUUUUUUUUAUGUAAUCGGUUUUUGUUUUGUAUAUGCCUGCUCUGCAUUGUAAUAUUUGACUUAUACUUUUGGACAUUGUAAAUCAUAUUUUUGCAACAAAAAAAUAAAUAAAUUUCGCGAUAAGUGUUAUCAUACCAAUUGAAUGUAGUAAAAAAAGCGAAUGAAAGGAAAAAAGAGAGAAAGAAAGAGAAUGAGAGAGAAAGCACUGUCCAAACAGUAUAGAAGAAAAAUAUUAUUUGUACAGUUUAAAUGACACAUAAAAAUAUUAUAGGAAUAAUUUUCAAUGUUGGUACAACAAAAUAUAGCUACUCAACUAUUCUCCAAUAUAAAAAAAAUGGAAUUGUUAUCAGUAUAUUAUGUUGUAAUCUACAUUUUCAGUGUUUAUAAAAAAAAAAUUAGCUGUUACGUUUUUUAUUAAAGAAAGAUUUACGAAACUAAGAAUCACGAAUAUUUUUUCGAUCAAAAUAUUAAUUUAUUAUUUAAUGAAAGAAAAAAAAGUAACUCGUUGCCGCUAUCUAGGAGAUAUGAAGAAUACUGCUUCAUGAAAAAAAUAGUGAAUUGAAAAAAAAAAUUAACAGAAUAAAAAAAAAGAAAAAAAAUGCGUGUACCUGAUUUGUAUGUAAAAAAAAGAUCCGCUCUGCUGAAAAUACGUGGGUGCCUAUUGUACAGAUUUUUCUUCUUUCUUUCGUUUAACGUCCAAUAUUCUCAAAAAAAAAGUUUGUCAAAGGAAAAAAAUUUUUUUAAACUAUCGACUGCAAAUCAAAUCAAAAAUAUAACAUUGUAAUUCAGUACGUUGCUUAAAUUGCAUGUAAAAAGUUCUUUUUACAAGAAAGCGCGUCAAAAAUAAAUUUUUUUCAAUGAAAAGAAAAAGAAAUAAAUUUUAUCACUGAAAAAAUUAAUAUUUUUUUUUUUCGAUAAAUAUAAAUGUAGAAAAGGGAAAAAUUGCGGCAAUAGAGUCUCGUUUAAAAGAAAGAAAAACGACAAAAAAAAAAAAAAUAAAAAAAAGUUUAACGAGAAAUUUUUAGUAGUGUAUAAAUAGGAAAGUUGACUGUAAAUAUAGUUAAUAAAUAUCGCGGCGACGUUUUAAUCACGCGAUUAUCAGAAAAUCUUCCCAUUAAAAAAAAAAGAAAUAAAAACGAUAAAGGAAGAUUCGAAAUCAUCCCUUUUUGUAAAUACAGAUCAUUUUUUCCAUUAAAACAAAACAAAAAAUUAUUUCUUGUCAACGCGAAGUACCAUUGUACUAUACCUUAAAACAUUUGUUGCGAUUACACAUUUAGGAUUUUUUUACACCGUGAGAAAGAUUAUUGCUCUUUAUACUGCCACUUUAUUGUGGAAUUUCACAAAGGAAAAAUGAAUAAAAAAGGAUGUGUAAAAAAAAAAAUUUACGGUAUAGCAGUUUUGGUACAGUACCUAUGCUAUUUUUACAAAUUGUAUUAAUAAGCAGUAGCCAGAGCAAAUAAAUAAAUAUGAAAAGAUUUAACGCGACCAAUUAA